AUGUCUCACAGAGUUGCUGAAAUCGUCUCGAAAUCGGACGUUAAGGAGUGGCAUCACAUUCUUGGCAAAAUGAAUGUGGCCGAUGACUGCACGCGAGGGAAGGAUAUUCAGGAGUUGAGUCCGAAAUGUCGAUGGAUCAGUGGUCCAGAAUUUCUAAUGUUGCCUGAAGCAGAAUGGCCGAGUACUAAGGAAGUACCCAUUGUGGAUGAAACUGAGCUAGAAAUUAAGGGCUCAGUCCUUGCUGUGUCCACUACUUCAUCUAUAAACAUGGUGAAAUGGAAGAAGUACUCCUCUUGGAGAAAGCUAUGUCGGCAGUACGCUUGGUGGAUGAUGUACAAAUACGUUCUGAGCUGUAAAAUAAAGAAGAUGAAUCCGUCUCCAGAACGUCAAACCAUGUGUUUGAGCGCCGCCGAUCUCGAAGAAGCGUCGCUAGCCUUAUGUAAACAAGCUCAAAUUGAAUCGUUUAAGGACGACUACGAGAAGGAGGAAGAAGAGAAGGAGCGCUAA
This is a messenger RNA of Stylophora pistillata, 507 nucleotides long. RefSeq lists its product as uncharacterized. The record is from RefSeq and is a predicted model, not a curated record. Lineage: Eukaryota; Metazoa; Cnidaria; Anthozoa; Scleractinia; Pocilloporidae.